This is a messenger RNA of Oncorhynchus kisutch (coho salmon), 3434 nucleotides long. RefSeq names its product zinc finger protein 2 homolog. The coding region runs from base 307 to 2331 and encodes 674 amino acids. The transcript has 2 exons. NCBI's taxonomy places the organism in Eukaryota, Metazoa, Chordata, Actinopteri, Salmoniformes, Salmonidae. Gene Ontology annotation, molecular function: RNA polymerase II cis-regulatory region sequence-specific DNA binding; DNA-binding transcription activator activity, RNA polymerase II-specific. Gene Ontology annotation, cellular component: nucleus. The record is from RefSeq and is a predicted model, not a curated record. Gene Ontology annotation, biological process: regulation of transcription by RNA polymerase II.
CAUUUUACGACACUUCGUUCUCAGUCGGUAGUUAGGCUUGCUGCGUUUUCUUGUUCUUUUUUAACGGUAACACGUUCUGAUGUGAGAGAGGAAUACCAGACAGUGGAUAGUGCAGCAGCACAACAACGGUCGUGUGAGAUAUUUUUCCCCCCCAGUUUGAAUCAAAUCUAACCGAAAGCUUCAAUUUGCUACCUGCAAAAGCAGACAAAAAUAUUGUGUAUAGAAUAGAACAGCAGACUUGGUUGGUUUGCAGCCUCUUGUUUUACCCGCAACCCUUCUGUUGGGAUACAAAACACAUAAUAGAAAAUGGCGGAACUUGAGGACGCAGGACUGCCCCAAACAAUGCAGGAGACCCGAGAUGAAGAGGAGCCGGGCAAUUCAAAGGCAGAGGAGAUGGACACCCCAGAAGACCUGCAAGAUGACAACCUGAUCGAGGGGGAACCCUUCCACAGUUCUAAUAAUGAGCAGCAAGAUGGAUAUUUGGCAGUUAGGAGGAAUGUAAUAUUAGAACGAACAAAAUUCAACCAAAGACAACAAGAAGCUGGAGAGACUGCUGAUGAUUUUAUCACUGCACUUCAUUGUUUGUCAGAACAUUGUGGUUAUGGAGCUCUACUCAGUGAGAUGAUAAGAGACAGACUAGUCAUGGGUUUACGUGACAGAAGACUGUCUGAGCAAUUACAAAUGGACCCAGAAAUAACACUGGAUGAAGCUGUCACAUGCAUUCGUCAAACUGAACUUUUGGAAAAGCAACAGGACCUGCCAGAGAAUAACUUCAAAGCUGACAGCAGUGUGGCAAAUGUAGACCGUGUGCGUUCACAUAGCAAACAUCAAUGCCCAGCCAAUGUCCAGUGUCAAUCGGAGAAGAAUCAAAACUCAGAAAGACCGCAACAACCCCAAACAACGCAGGAGAAUGGAGAGGAGCCCCAAGAUACAGGUGGCACUGAUGAGUGGAUUGAGGGUUUCAGUCCUGGAGGAGAAAAGCCUCACUACUGCUCCGACUGCAGUAAGAGCUUUAGAAAAGUGAGGGAUCUUAUAAGACACCAGCGAACACAUACAGGAGAGAAGCCUCACCACUGCCCUGAUUGUGAACAAAGUUUUGCUCGAUUAGAUCGUCUUAAGUCACACCAACUAACACAUACAGGAGUGAAGGCUCACCAAUGCCCUGAUUGUGACAAAAGUUAUUCUCAAUCGUAUCAUUUGAAAAGACACCACCAGCGGAAGCAUAUGAAAGGGAAAUUCUUCCACUGCAAUAUUUGUGAUGAACUUUUCUCCAAACCAGAAGAUCACUGCUCCGAAAUAAACCAGUGCUCCGACUGUGGGAAGAGCUUUCGACAAGUGGGGGAUCUUAAAAGACACCAACGAACGCAUACUGGAGAGAAGCCUUACCACUGCCCUGAUUGCGACAGAGGUUUCGGUCGAUUAGAUCGCCUUAAGUCACACCAGCUAACACAUACAGGAGUGAAGGCUCACCAAUGCCCUGACUGUGACAAAAGUUAUUCUCAAUCGUAUCAUUUGAAAAGACACCACCAGCGGAAGCAUAUGAAAGGGAAAUUCUUCCACUGCAAUAUUUGUGAUGAACUUUUCUCCAAACCAGAAGAUCUAAAAACACACAUGUAUGUACAUGCUGGAGAAAAUGCAAACCUUCCACAAGACACUCAUGCAGGAAAGAAACCUUACCACUGUUCAAGGUGUGAUAAAAGAUUUCCUGACAUGGCAAAACUAAGAUCACACCUUCCAGUACAUACUGGAGACCUUGCACUCCACUGUUCUGACUGUGGAAAGUGUUUCUUAAACAAGGCAAAGUUUGAAAGACAUCAAAGAACACACACUGGAAGUGUACUAUACCUUUGCACUGACUGUGGGGAGGGUUUUACAAAUAUGCAACAGUUGGAAAGGCACCAGCGAAUGCACACUGGAGAGAAACCAUACCACUGCACUGAUUGUGGGAAGAGUUUUGCUCUUGAAAAGACAUUUAAGUGUCACAAGCAAGCACACAAGUUCAAGCUCUCUGGAGAAAGAGCAGCCUAUCCUUGCUCAGAGUGUGGAAAUACUUUUUCUCGUUCAUGUGACGUGAUGACUCAUGUGAGAAGGGUGCAUAAUAAAGAGAGACCUUUCCAGUGCUCCUGCUGUGGAAAAAGAUUUUUCCAAAAGAACUCUCUUACAAUACACAUGAGAAGUCACACUGGAGAGAAACCGUACCACUGCUCAGACUGUGGACAAAGCUUCUCCCAAAUUAAUGACAGAAAACGGCACCAGAAGAGGCAACACUCUGGAGAGGAGCCGACCUCUAUUCUGCAGUCUGAAAAGAAAUGUCACAGAGACACUCAAUAAGAAAGGACUACUACAACAAAGACACAAAAAUGCAAUAUAGUAACAGUAUCACGGUUAUUGCUUUAUUUAUUUUAUACUUUGUCAAACACUUUUUUUUUAAAUUAACAGUAAACUUUAUUUUAUAAAUCACUUAAAAAAAAAUAUCUUAUCACUCUCCUAGUUUACACCCUGCAUAAAUAGUAUUUAUCAAUCCUCCCCUGUGCCUAAAGCAUUCCAUAAGGCCAAACAACCAAAUGGGUAAUUAUUUGCCCAGUUGAACUACCCAAAAUACUAUUACAAAGAUUACAACUGUGGUAAAUAUGGGUUGUUAGAACUAGGGUGAAUAUCAGCAAUGUGAUCAUCAGAGUAUAAAUCAUUUACAAGCCAAGAUGUAUGGAAUAAUUUGUGAAAUCCAAUUUAAAAACUAAAAACAACAAUUUGUCAGUAUUCAAACUGGAGAACAGUUAUUAGAUGUCCAUGUUAUGCAGGUUGGCAUGUACUCUCUUAUUUCUUACCUCUGAAAGAGCGGUCAGAUGAUAACGGUAGCUACCGACAGUUUUUUAUUUUUUAUUUGAAGUGUCUUGAAUCGUAAAAGCCUUUUCCACAUCUCUUGCAUGAGUAUGGUCUGACUCCUGUUUGCACUAGCAUGUUGGCUGCGACAUGAAUGGCUUGGCUGAAUCUUCUCCCACUGACAUCACAGCUUGAAAGGCUUCUCUCAUGGACUCGCAUUUUAGGAUCACUGAUGAGUUGAAAGUCUCCCACAACCACUCCGCUUGUGUGGUUUUCUCACCUGUAUUGAACAGCUCAUGUAUUUUAAGAGAUUAAUUUGUAACAAGUCUCUUUCCACAGCAGUCGUAAGCAUUGGGCUUCACUCAAGUGUGUAAUUUCUGGUGAUAUUCAAAAGUAGCUUUAUGGAGAGGUUUUUCCGCAUUUGAAACAAAUGUAUGUUUUCUCCUGUGUGAAUUCUUCCAUGUGUUUUCAGAGAACUGAUGGAGCUGAAGCCCUUCGAACAUAUCUCACAGCUGAAGGGUUUUGGUUGUCUCAUUCCUUGUGUGUUAACCAUUACCUGUGUGUGAGAGCUUGUGUACUCUCAGUUGAUAAUUGUAAUAAAUUCUUUACACAUA